This is a messenger RNA of Anopheles coustani, 2488 nucleotides long. RefSeq names its product probable ATP-dependent RNA helicase Dbp73D (gene Dbp73D). Gene Ontology annotation, cellular component: nucleus. Lineage: Eukaryota; Metazoa; Arthropoda; Insecta; Diptera; Culicidae. The coding region runs from base 48 to 2276 and encodes 742 amino acids. Gene Ontology annotation, molecular function: ATP binding; nucleic acid binding. The record is from RefSeq and is a predicted model, not a curated record. The transcript is spliced from 4 exons.
UCUGUCCACUCCUUGAAGCGCCCAAUCUGUGCAUUCCUGCCGGUGAUAUGGAAUUAUUCACAGUAAAUCGCUACGAUGCGACGAAACUCAAUGAAGCCGACGAGAGGAAUCAAGAGGAACACAUUUUGAAACAGCUGCAGUCUCGCAAGGAAAAGAAAUCUAAGCGCGCAUCAAAGUUACCGGUAGAAAAUGAUGAAGUUGUGGGUCAAAAUGAGGAACCGCCAGCUACAAGAGAUUCAGAGGAGCAGGCCGAUUGCACAGCUGACCCUGGGAUCGAUGAGAACACCCUCGUUCCGGAAGUAACAGAUGCUCAGGAUAAACAAGAAACAGCAGAUGAUGAUGAAACGAAGGAAAACGACACCCAAGUCGAUGGCCAGACGCAACAAUCCGAAAUAGAUGCAAAGAAAUUAGGAGAUUUUAUUGUUCUGGGAGGAGAUAAAUUGCAUCGCCCUCAGAAAACAGAUGAAGUUCUUCCGCCGUGGUUAUCUCAUCCUACAGUUAUUGAGAGUGAUCUUUCCACCAAAGGUCCUUCAAUCAAGAAACAACCCUAUUUGGAAGAAGUUAUUAAAAAAAAUUUGAAAAGCAUGGGCUUCAAACAAUUGUUUCCCGUGCAGCAUCAAGUUAUUCCGUGGAUACUAGAAGCUCACCGUAAGCCAGCUCCAUUCUGGCCGCGCGAUGUUUGUAUCUCUUCCCCUACCGGUAGCGGUAAAACACUAGCCUUCGCCGUACCGAUUGUUCAACUGCUGCUUAAACGAGUCGCACCCGCAAUUAGAGCCCUGAUAAUCCUUCCUGUACAAGAGCUUGCGGAGCAAGUCCACGAUGUGUUCAAGAAACUCUGUGCAGGUACCAACCUACGACCGAUUGUUCUCUCGAGAAAACAAUCGUUUCAUUUAGAGCAGACGAAACUGGUGGAAUGCUUCAACGGAGAGUACAUCCAGAAGGUGGACAUCGUGGUGACGACGGCUGGUCGCCUGGUGGAGCAUCUUCAUUCAACCCCCGGUUUUACAUUGCGACAGCUUCGAUUCCUGAUCAUCGACGAAGCGGAUCGUGUAAUGAACCAGAUUCAAAAUGACUGGCUCUACCAUCUGAACAAACACGUGAAGCAAGAAUCGGAUGAAUAUUUGCUGGGCCAUGCAGCUGGACAACUCUCGCAAACAGAACUUUUUGAUAGACCACGUCAACCUCACAAACUGCUCUUUUCGGCCACCCUCAGUCGCGAUCCGGAAAAACUGCAGACAUUCAAAUUAUUCCACCCAAAACUGUUCACAGCCGUACCGAAUAUGCCGAUGAUGAUGAAACCGGCGCGUCCAACUAACGCCAAGAAUUCCGAACAGUUACGUGGAAAGUUCAUUGGUCAGUACACGACGCCUUUGGAGCUAAAGGAAUUAGUGUGCUUCACACAGUACCGCAUCAAACCGCUGACUUUAUUCGCAUUGAUUCGCGAAAACGGCUACAAGAAAUUUUUGGUCUUCACCAACUCCAUUGACGCCGCGCAUCGUCUUUCUUUCGUUCUGCAACGACUCUUUGGAACUGAUUUGCUAAUAGAAGAGUGGUCAUCGUCGCUCACUCCAACGGCUAGGCGAUCCGUUUUGAGUCGGUUCAACCUGGGUAAGGUAAACGGAAUCAUCAGUACGGAUGCGUUAGCACGUGGUAUCGAUAUCGACGAUAUCGAGGUGGUCAUUUCGUACGAUAUGCCACGGCAUAUUAACACGUACAUCCAUCGCAUUGGUCGUACGGGUCGUGCUGGUAAUCGCGGUACAUCUAUUAUGAUGUUAAUAGAUGAGGAAAAGAGUAAAUUUAAUACGCUGCUUAAAGAAGCUGGAAAAAAUGAACUCAAUGCAAUCGACAUAAAAUCGUCUACAGAGGAAGAGUUUGCAGGAACAUAUUUGUCUGCUCUCAACGAUUUACGCGAUGCACUGGAGCUAGAAAAGCAAACCAUCAUAAAGAUUCGAAAUGGCAUGACCAUUGCCAAUAUGACGAAACUUAAUCUGCUCUCAAAGCUGAAGGAACGGGUGAAAGCUGGAAAUGAAAAUACAACGGAACUCAUCAAAUCACUUCCGUACGUUCCGCAAAGCUGGUCGAACACAAGCAUCGAGAAAAAGGCCGGCAAGGAACCUGGGCGUAAGAAGCGAAAGUUGGCCGAUACCGAGAAAGCAACGAAUGAAAAGGCUGAAGACCCAUCGUUGAUGCAACCGGAAGCGAAAAAGAAUCGCUGGAGGAAUAAAACGGACAACGUUGAACUUCCCACGCAACUAGCGUCAACCAAGGCAUCGUGAGUUUAUGGCUGCAGGAUUCUUUUAUCUACCUUCGAAGAGGUACGCAUGUUCAAGUAAUUUAUCUUUUUGCUAGACGUAAUUGAAGAGGUUUUUUAUUAUAAAUAAACCCUCAUCAUCUAAAAAUUACUUGAACGUGCUACUUCAUCCGAAGAAACCUCGGAUACACGACGCUAAGCAUAUAAAAUAAAUAUAUUUCAACAAUGUCACACUAC